This is a messenger RNA of Carlito syrichta (Philippine tarsier), 4881 nucleotides long. It is a transcript of the gene ZBED9, whose product is annotated as zinc finger BED-type containing 9. The record is from RefSeq and is a predicted model, not a curated record. The coding region runs from base 642 to 4619 and encodes 1325 amino acids. The transcript has 4 exons. Gene Ontology annotation, molecular function: nucleic acid binding. Gene Ontology annotation, biological process: DNA integration. Lineage: Eukaryota; Metazoa; Chordata; Mammalia; Primates; Tarsiidae.
GAGCGCGGCUCACCGGGCCCGGCCGGAACUCGCCGACCCACCGGCGGAUGUGUCGGUGGAGCGGGCACUUCCGACCUGCAGUGUCUUUAGACCCGCUCAUCGGUACUUGAGGGCGGGGGAGGGUCAGUGUUCCUCAGAGUCAGGAGCUAUAGUCCAGGGAAUGGUGCAUGUGAACAGCGACAAUCAGUCGUCCUCUUCAGGCCGCUCGUGAGCCUCUCUCCCUCUCUGCCUGCUCCGCCCCUCAGGGUACUGGGAACUCCAGUCUUCUGGGUGACACUCCUUAGUGUCCCUGCGUGGGUUCAUAUACCCAGGCUUUAUUUAGAGCCGGGAUAUCCUUGAUGACUUCAGUUUUCUGUCUCACAAGUAUCCUGCCGCUCGUUUUGUGACCUCCAGCUUUAGUGGGCAGUUCUGUGCCGUUUUGCGGUCUUGUCAGAGGAUAGCUUCACUUUCAAUGGAAUUGCUCCAGUGACUGCCCUGUGUUGUGUAAACACGUCCUUUGUACUUCGUCUGUUAUGCCCUGUGUUGAGUGUUUUCUUGUGUCGAAAACUUUACCCGAUCAAGGGAAAAAUAAAAAGCUCAAGUAAAAUCACCUGUCUGCUAGACUCCAAUUAGAGAGAGCCUUUCCCUGAGCUGAGCUCAGGAUGGAGGCAUCCUCUAGAAUCCUCCCAGCUUUGACUGGCCAGGCUUCAGAAGAACAACAGGAGAUUAUCAAAGUAAAAAUUAAAGAAGAAGACCAUAUUUGGGAUCAGGAGUCCUACCUAUCUAGGAAUUUGACUCAUAUGAGGGAGUUUUCUCGUCAGCGCUUCAGGCAGUUUUGCUAUCAGGAGACACCUGGGCCCCGGGAGGCUCUGAGUCAACUGCGAGAACUUUGCGGUCAGUGGCUGAGCCCAGAGAUACAUACCAAGGAGCAGAUCCUGGAAUUGUUGGUGCUGGAGCAGUUUUUGACCAUCCUGCCUGAGGAGCUCCAGGCCUGGGUGCGGGAGCAUAGUCCUGAGAAUGGAGAGGAGGUGGUGACUGUGUUGGAAGAUUUGGAGAGAGAGCUUGAUGAACCUAGACAGCAGGUCCCACAGGGCACAUGUGGGGAGGGAAUUCCUGUGGAAGAAAUGACCCCUCUGGAUUCUGCAGAGGAAUCCUUAGGCACCCAGCCUCACUGUAUGGAAGACAGAAUGGAAUGUGAAUCUCCAGAGCCAUACCUGCUUCAAGAUAAUGGGUCAUUUUUGUGGCUUUCCAUGUCUCAAAACAUGGGUGAUGAUAACCUUAGCAGCUUAGAUACUAGUGAAGCAGAAAUUGAACCAGAAGACAUGAGAGAAAAAUUCUUCAGAAGCUUAGCAGUUUUACUAGAAAACAAAAGUAAUAAUACUAAGAUAUUUUCUAAAGCAAAGUACUGUCAGUUGAUAAGGGAAGUGAAAGAAGCUAAAGCUAAGGCAAAAAAGGAAUCAGUUGACUACCGUCGCUUGGCUAGGUUUGAUGUGAUCCUUGUACAAGGAAAAGAGAAGCUGAUUGAGGCUGUAAAUGGGGAAACAGACAAAAUACGGUAUUACUUACACAGUGAGGACCUAUUUGACAUUCUCCAUGAUACACAUCUCAGCAUUGGACAUGGUGGACGCACUCGCAUGGAAAAAGAAUUGCAAGCAAAAUAUAAGAACAUCACAAAAGAAGUUAUAAUGCUAUACUUGACACUCUGUAAACCAUGCCAACAGAAAAAUUCAAAACUCAAGAAAGUUCUAACAUCAAAACCAAUUAAGGAAGUUAAUUCAAGAUGCCAAGUAGAUCUUAUAGACAUGCAAUUGAAUCCUGAUGGGGAGUAUAAAUUUAUCAUGCAUUAUCAAGACCUUCGUACAAAGUUAAGUUUUUUGCGGUCAUUAAAAUCUAAAAGGCCUAAGGAAGUUGCACAUGCUCUUUUAGAUAUUUUUACAACUGUUGGCACACCCAGUGUCCUACAAUCUAACAAUGGGAGUGAAUUUUCAAGCCAGAUUGUCAGUGAACUUAGUAAUAUUUGGCCAGAAUUGAAAAUUGCCCAUGGGAAGCCUCUGACCUGUCAAAGCCAAAGUUUGAGAGAACAGACUAGUGAGGACAUUCAAAAGAGGAUUUUCUCCUGGAUGCAAACUAACAACUCAUCACACUGGGCUGAAUUUUUGUGGUUCAUUCAGAUGACCCAAAAUCAACCCUUUCACAGAGGCAUGCCACAGACUUCAUGUGAAGGUGCAUUUUGUUCUGAAACUAGCCUGGGCUUGUCCCAUUCUCAGUUAACUGAAGAACUCGUUGCCAGCCUGCACACAGAAAAUGAAUUAGAUCAGGCCAACAAAGAGUUAGAAAAUACUCUAAGAGCCAAUUAUGAAGAAGACAUUGAGACUGGAACAGAUAGUAGUGAUAUUGAAGAGAAUCCUUCUACUACUCCUACAUUGGCUGGAAAAAGCCCUUCUGAGAGCAGACUAAGAUUUUUAUCCUGCGUAGUUUGUGCAAAAGAGUGCACAGGUGCUAAUAGUUGUAUAUCAUGCGAUGGAAAUAUCCAUGCAAUCUGUGGAGUGCCCUGGCAACAUGAGUCUGAGGACUGUGGUCAGCAAAUAACUUGUAGUCUUUGCUAUGAAACGAGUACGAUGAAAAGGAAACAUGAUGAGAUUCAAAGAAGUUUGCCUGUUCAACCUUCCAAAAUGCUAAAGCCGUCAGAGACAUCGUUUUCACCACACAAAGUAGGAGAUUGGGUGACAAAACAAGCUUCAAUGGACUUUUUUGUUAAGAAAAGACAUACCUUUUCUGAAUACAGCAGUGAUCAUAAAAUCAAUAGUAACAAUAGAAGGCAACCUGAAGAAAGGAAAACCAAAAGAAUUCGUACUACUUUUACUCGGAAAUACGAUCCUUCAUAUAUUGAAUUUGGUUUUGUAGCUAUAAUUGAUGGUGAAGUGCCAAAACCACAGUGUAUCAUUUGUGGAGAUGUACUGGCUAAUGAAGCAAUGAAACCAUCAAAACUUAAGCGACAUUUAUAUUCAAAACAUAAAGAAAUUAGUUCACAACCAAAAGAAUUCUUUGAAAGAAAGAGUAGUGAAUUAAAAAGCCAACCAAAGCUGGUGUUCAAUGAUUCUCAUAUAAAUGUUAGUGCUUUGCGGGCAUCGUAUAAAGUAGCACUUCCAGUUGCUAAGUCUAAAACACCAUACACAAUUGCCGAGACACUGGUGAAAGACUGCAUCAAGGAAGUUUGCUUGGAAAUGUUGGGUGAAUCUGCAGCCAAGAAGGUAGCUCAAGUACCACUUUCCAAUGACACCAUAGCUCGACGUAUUCAGGAACUGGCUAAUGAUAUGGAAGACCAACUUAUAGAACAAAUAAAGCUAGCAAAGUAUUUUUCUUUGCAACUUGAUGAAUGCAGAGACAUUGCGAACAUGAUUAUUCUUUUAGUCUAUGUGAGGUUUGAACAUGAUGAUGAUAUAAAGGAAGAAUUCUUUUUUUCUGCCUCUUUGCCUACAAACACAACUAGUUCAGAACUGUAUGAAGCUGUGAAGAAUUACAUUGUUAACAAAUGUGGUUUGGAAUUUAAGUUUUGUGUAGGAGUAUGUUCUGAUGGUGCAGCUUCAAUGACAGGAAAACAUUCUGAAGUGGUUACUCAGAUAAAGGAACUUGCACCGGAAUGUAAAACAACACAUUGCUUCAUUCAUCAAGAAAGUCUUGCUAUGAAAAAAAUAUCAGCUGAACUAAAUAGUGUGCUUACUGACAUAGUAAAAAUUGUGAAUUACAUAAAAUCUAAUGCAUUAAAUUCAAGAUUAUUCUCUUUAUUAUGUGAUAAUAUGGAAGCUGAUCAUAAGCAGCUAUUACUGCAUGCUGAGAUACGGUGGUUGUCACGGGGAAAAGUUCUGUCAAAAAUGUUUGAAAUACGAAAUGAACUCUUAGUGUUUUUGCAAGGCAAGAAACCUGUUUGGUCCCAACUUUUUAAAGAUGUGAAUUGGACAGCCAGACUUGCUUACCUUUCUGAUAUCUUCAGUAUUUUUAAUGAUCUUAACGUUUCUAUGCAAGGAAAGAAUGCAACAUGUUUUUCAAUGGCAGAUAAGGUUGAAGGACAAAAACAAAAGUUAGACGCUUGGAAAAACAGAAUUUCUACAAAUUGUUAUGAUAUGUUUCAUAAUUUAACAACAAUUAUAAAUGAAGUAGGUAAUAAUCUUGAUAUUGCACAUCUGCGAAAAGUUAUCAGUGAACAUCUUACAAAUUUGUUAGAAUGUUUUGAAUUUUAUUUUCCAUCAAACGAAGAUCCACGCAUAGGAAACUCAUGGAUCCAAAAUCCAUUUCUUUCAUUAAAAGGUAAUUUAAAUUUAACUGUAACUCUACAGGAUAAGUUGUUGAAGCUGGCAACUGAUGAAGGAUUGAAAACAAAUUUUGAUAAUACAGCAUCACUUCCUUCAUUUUGGAUAAAAAUUAAAAAUGAGUAUCCUGAGCUUGCUGAGAUUGCUUUAAAAUCUCUUCUUCUAUUUCCCUCAACAUAUCUCUGUGAGACCGGGUUCUCUACUUUAAGUGUUAUUAAAACAAAACAUAGAAACAGUUUAAAUAUACACUAUCCCUUGAGAGUAGCAUUGUCGUCAAUCCAACCUAGAUUAGACAAAUUAACAAGCAAGAAGCAAGCUCACUUAUCACAUUAAAAACUUUAAAUAUUGCUAUAUAAGGUGCAUAUAGGCAUUGAGUGUGAGGAAUUUGCUAUUUCACUUUAAACUUUCUGUCCACUUAAAAUUAUGGAAGUAAAAAUAGUUAUAAGUGAAAUAGCUUAUUCUAUAUAAACUGCCUAUAUGUGCACUUUCAAUGAAGAAUGUUUACAAUUUUUAUAAUCUUUUAUUUUUUCUUGUUAUACUUAUCAUAUCUAUUAAAUAGAAUUUAAGACUGUUGGUUCUAAAAUUAAAGAAUUUG